AUGAGCUUUCGACGCACAUACACAUUCGCAGUUGGCAUCAACGAGAAGCCCUUCGAGGUAUGGCUCUCCAAGGCCUGUGCCGCCAUUAAAAAGUUUGGCAAGUCUCAUGCUCUUAUCUGCAGCGAAGUCAAGAACAUGACUACCGCGGAAUACGCGGACUAUAGAAACGCUAUCCUGCAGAUCAGCAAGACGCAGCAACACUGCGAAAGGCUUGGCUCACUACUUAUUGAAAUCUUCUUAUAUGAGAAGGACACACAUGCCCAGAAGGUCAAGCGCAUUCGGACUGGGAUGGAAGCUGAGUGCGAAGGUUAUUCUGGUCUUGGAACGUACGUGUCAGAUAUGGAGUUGUUUGGUGCGGCGUUUUGGUUCUGGCAACUUCAGGGCACGAAGCGAUACUUGUCCAAAACAUCGCCGUUCAAAGAGCUGCGAUUGGGGGACGUGAAGUCGAAGGCCGAAACCUCGAAUGACAUUUACACCUGUAUCCGAUAG
Molecule: messenger RNA, 489 nt
Organism: Fusarium mangiferae
Lineage: Eukaryota; Fungi; Ascomycota; Sordariomycetes; Hypocreales; Nectriaceae
Exons: 3
Coding region: 1-489 (162 amino acids)
Source: RefSeq, a predicted model, not a curated record